AUGGCACCGUGUUCCGAGUGGCAGGUGAACACAGAGAUUGCGGUGGAGAAGUACAGCAGUGUGACGGAGGAUGGCAAGGCCAGGGGCUUUGCCACAGGGCAGGCGGUGAGCGUGGCGCUGCAGAGAGGGGCGUCGGCCGCUGUGUUUGCACCCGCGUGGGUGUAUGAGACUCGCACGGGGGAGAGCUUUGAUGCGGCGCAGGAGAGGGAGAGGAAUGGGGAGGAGGUGGGAGGAGGGGAAGGUGUGGUGGGAAGGGGAAGAUGGGGAUUGUGCAGGGAUGGGGAUGAUUUAUUCUCUCUCCUCCUGCCCCCCCGCCCUUGCCCCUUCUCUUUCCCCCCACCAGGCUAUGGCUCGGCAUUCGCACGGCCCUCCACUCGCGCUGCUCCCACACCCCUCCUUGCAACCACAGCACGGCGGGCAAGGGGAUGGGGCACAGGGGUGCAAGAGCGAGGCAUUGAGAAGGGGGAGCAGGCAGGUGGAAGGAUGAGUGUUGCAGGGGAGGGUGGGGAACGGGGAGCUGUGUGCGCAGGGGCUGUAGCAGGCGAGUGCAGUGUGGAGUGUGGGGGGGAGGAGGUGCGAGGCGGGUUUUCCGUCGUCACGUCCUUCGACCAAGCGUGUGCUCCCAUGCUAGCAUGCGCCCAUCUACGCAUUGCACCUAUGCUCCUGCCGAUCUGCACGUCUGUGCACACCAUGCCAUGCCUCUCUCACUGCACGUCCUCUUCGCGCCCUUCUUUGUAUUUUCUCCAAUGUCCCUCACUGCCAUGCCUCCAAUCCGCAUCACUCCUCCCCUUGCUUCCCUCCACUCCAUUUUCUUCCUCGAAUCCCUUUCCCUUCCCCCCUCACUUUCCACCCCCCCUCACUUUCCACCCCCCCUGCUCUUCUCCUCCCCUUUUCUCUUUUCCUUGCCCCUCACAUUUAACGCACACUCACAGCGUCCCCACACCGCCUCGUCCCCCCUCAUUCUUUUUCCCUUCCCUCCCUCAGGGCGUCGGCACCAACAUGUGGCUGUCUGACCGCCAGGUGGCGAGCUCCUGUUAG
This is a messenger RNA of Closterium sp. Naga37s-1, 1038 nucleotides long. The record is from the annotation of a GenBank genome assembly. NCBI's taxonomy places the organism in Eukaryota, Viridiplantae, Streptophyta, Zygnematophyceae, Desmidiales, Closteriaceae.